UAACAUCAAUAAUUUCCAUGUUAAAAUUAAAUGUUUUAGGCCAAAAAGUUGUUUUUACAGCGUUUGUUUGGGGGGGGGAAGGUUUUGGGUACUUUUUACCACAACGGAAACAUUGAUUGCCAAGAUCAUUUAAUAAUAUUACAGAUAUAUAUAUAUAUAUAGAGAGAGAGAGCUGUAACAAUCCAGAACAAUGAAGAUCAAUGAAUUGAAUGGGAUUAUAGUUAAAGAUUUACCCUCAAUCUAAUCACUAGAAGACAUUUGUAUUUUACCAAACAAACUGCAAUGGCUUAAAUAUUUGCAUUUUUUUGUUUAUAAUUUUUUGUUCAUAUUACUAAGUGUGCGACCUGCUGGGUAGCUAUGAAGGUUGAAACUUGUGGUCUGCGUCAGGUGGAAUGUUUGCAGAGCAUCUUGUGUUUAGCUGUGACAUACUACAUCUUUCUCCCAGCAAGCCUGUGCAGAUGCUGACACACUGGCCCCAGUGAACUCCCUUCUUAAGCAAAGAUAUAUUGUGUUUCAUUGAGGGAAAAAAGUUCCCUGUGAGUUUUUAAAAAUAGUAAAAACACAAAAUGUAAGCUGUAAAUGAGGCAAAAAGUAAGCUUUAGGAGUUGCACUGACUUCUCACAUCAGAUUUAUUAUAAAGAUUCCAAAAUGGUUGUCAAGCUGCAUAAGGGUGCAUGCGUCUGUUUGCUUCUUUUUACUGGACGUCUAACUGGCCUAUGAGAGAUGGCAGAUCCCAUUGGUACCAAAGGUGGAGCGGAGCACAGGGGUCGUGCUGGUCUGAGCCCCAGAGCUGCCACUUUGAAUGGUCCUCCUGUUGAGCUCAAAGUGUGGCCCAAGAUGGCACUUUAGAUCGGGACAUCAUCACACAGCCUGAAUUGGAAUAGCUCCAUCCGCACGAGCCCUAGAAAUCUUCACUUUGAGGAAUAUGCACUUAUAGUCUGUGACUUUUCGCAAAUCUGAAAAUGCCAGCCAACAAAGCCAUGCUGGUGUUUGCAUCACUAUUUGUCAUCUUAGGAUGCACACAAGGCCAAAAAUUACAAAGUUUUGAUCUCUUGGAGGAGUUCCGUGUGUCCGAAUCGAGAGGAGUGAAGCGAGUGGAAGGCUCAGAACCCGAGACGGUGGCUUACCGCGUCAACCCCACCAUCCAUCUGCAGAAGACCAUGAGAGACGUUUAUCCAGAUGGUCUUCCCUCUGACUACUCCGUCAUUGCAACCUUUAAGUUGACCAAGGACAUGGUUAAGAAAUCGUGGAACCUGUGGCAGGUCAGCGCCCCAGAUGGUCAGGAGCAAGUGGGCCUGCGUUUCCAGGGCAAUACCCUCUCGCUGGACUUCUUCUACAUCAGCCCCAGUGGUAGCCAGAUGCUGAGGACCUUCCACGGCGUGGGGAAGCUGUUUGAUGGCGAGUGGCACAAGUUGGCACUGAGUGUUAAGGGUAGCCAGGUAAAACUGCUGGUAGACUGUGAGGAGGUCAGUGUGGAGUCCAUUGACGAUCCAAUGCCAGUCAUCCGCAACGGGUACACCUCCAUUGUCAAGCGAGCCGCGAGGGAUCGCUCUGUCUCAGUGGACCUGCAGCAGAUGGACGUGUCAUGUGACCCAGAGAAAGCCUAUUCCGAAGGCUGCUGCGAGCUCUCCAAUGUGUGUGGAGGCUAUGCAGAGAUCGGUCUGACAGCCGGAAGAGCGUCUUGCAAAUGCAUGCACGGACAGCCGGGCAUCCAGGGACGUCCGGGGCCACAGGGCCACAGAGGUCUUCACGGAAAAGACGGUGAUCGAGGGAGACAAGGAAACUGGGGCAUCACGGGAAACACAGGAGACUAUGGCAACCUGGGUGAGCCAGGCCCCAAGGGUGAGAUGGGAAGCAAAGGCGAAAAAGGAAUGAGAGGACUCAGGGGCCCUGUGGGGGAGCGAGGUCCUAAAGGGCUGAAGGGAUUAAAAGGGGCAGCAGGCUUCAAGGCUGUUCGUGGACCCUCUGGAGACAUCGGACAGACUGGGAGGCAGGGAGAAGUUGGUAUGAAAGGCGAAAGAGGAUAUGAAGGGAUUGACGGGUACCAAGGAGUAAAGGGCGAGAAAGGGCGCACCGGUCCAGAUGGGAACCUUGGGCUGCGGGGCGAGCCGGGUAUUGUAGGAGAUCCAGGAGAGAGUGGGGCUGCUGGACAAAAGGGGAAGCCCGGAGUCACUGGACCUCAUGGUAAAGAUGGCACCAUCGGACAAAAGGGAAUUGUUGGAGAUCCUGGAAUACCAGGUAGAGAUGGAGAUCCUGGAAUAGAGGCCUAUCAAGGACCACAAGGUCACCAUGGAAAACUUGGACAAAUUGGCUCAAAGGGGGAGAGAGGCAGCCUGGGAGUACCAGGAGAAAUGGGCCCCCAAGGUCGAACUGGUCUAAGAGGUUACAAAGGCUCUGCAGGGAAACCAGGAAGACCAGGAUUUAUUGGACCACCAGGACCUAAUGGACAUGUGGGAGUGGCCGGAAAACAAGGAAGCAAGGGUGACACAGGAAUCCCGGGAAUUCAAGGAGUCAAAGGAGCACAAGCGGAAAAAGGUGUCAAAGGCCCAAAAGGAAGGGUUGGAGACAGAGGUCAGUCGGGUCCUCAAGGAGGACGGGGCAAGCGCGGCCCCGCGGGCACGACUGGACGCUCGGGUCCCAUAGGAAUCAAAGGUGUGCAAGGUGAAGGAGGACCAGAUGGCUUUCAGGGGUCCCCAGGUCCCCCAGGUCCGACGCUGGCGGCUCAACAUGUGAUCGAGGUCUGUAAGAAAGUGGUGCUGGAGCAGAUGUCCACCUUUGCCAACUCAAUCAAGAGGACGUGUGCCGCAGUAUGUCCUCUCUACGGGGAUGUUCCCAUGGGUGCCCCUGGUCCACCUGGACAGAAAGGCCCACCUGGACCUCCUGGUGAUCCUGGAAGAAACGGCGAUACUGGAGAAGUUGGCCUGCCAGGAUUUUAUGGUGAAGCUGGAGAUGCGGGUCAGCAAGGAGGGCCAGGUGAGAGAGGAGAGCAAGGUGAUAAAGGAGCCAAGGGUCAUGGCCUACCUGGCUACACUGGAGAGCAGGGAAACAUGGGUCAGCGCGGACGUCCCGGGCGGGUCUUUAACGGACAACCAGGGAAGCUCGGUGAGCGGGGACAAACGGGCCUGCCUGGAAUCAGAGGCCAUGCAGGUCUCAGAGGACCCCCGGGUGUCUGCCUCACCUCUGGGUGUGCUCUGUUCACUUCUACAAGUCCAGCACCUCAGGUUGCUCCUCAGGCUGCACCCCCGCGAAGGUUGAGGAACCGCCAGUAAUGGAAAAGAGCCCAGGUGGACAGUUGACUAUUGAAAGGACCAAAAAGUCUUGGAUUCAUUUUUAUGUUCAUAUGUUUUCAGUCAUAUAAAUAGAAUUUUUAAUGUAAAUAUUCUUUGUAACUGAGACUCUUUUUUUUUUUGGACCAUAUGAACAGAUUAACACCCAAAAAACUAAUAUGGAAUGAUAUUGAUAUUGAUAAUGAUGAUGUAUAAAAAUGCAACCUUUAUUUGAUUUUAUUUAAAAGAUUUCACAAUCUGACUUUUCUUGAAACAUCUUUUCUUUAUAAUAAAAAUUAAAAAAAUGUAUUUACUAUUA
Molecule: messenger RNA, 3585 nt
Organism: Phyllopteryx taeniolatus (common seadragon)
Lineage: Eukaryota; Metazoa; Chordata; Actinopteri; Syngnathiformes; Syngnathidae
Product: collagen alpha-1(IX) chain
Exons: 27
Coding region: 963-3269 (768 amino acids)
Source: RefSeq, a predicted model, not a curated record